AUGGAAGAGGCUCCACUGGGGCCUGCUCUAGUUCCUGCUGGGGAAAGCAAGUGGAGGUGCCCCUUGAAGAAACGGGGAUCCCACCAAUCUCAGGGGUUCUGUCCUGGCCUGUGGCCCUGGAUCGUCCAGCACAGAGCAGACGACGAUGGGGAGCAGACGAUGCCCUUCUUGGUUGGGGCUGAGGGCCUGGCAAUCGCCCUCAACAAAGAUGGCGCGGACGACCUCAGGCGCGUCACGCUACCGGCGCGCCACGCGACCUUGCCGCAGUGCUCCUCCCGCGCAGCUCUUAUCCCCGUAGACGGCGGCCGAGACGGGGAGCGGGAAGCCUCGCCUGAGGGGCGGCAGUGGCCUGGGCGGCUCUCCGGCUGCUGUUGUAUGGCUGCACGUUGGCGCUACCGGACGGGAUGCUGUAUCCCCGAGCGAGCCCGUCGUGGGAGCGCAAGCAGCUGGACGGCCUCUGAAGCUUCCGCGCCGACUUCUCCGACAACCGACGCCGGGGCUUCGAGGAGCAGAGGUACCGGCGACCGCUGUCGGAGGCGCGGACUCGGGGCAGGGCCAGGAGUCUCCCGGAAGCCCGGCGGUGGCAAUGGGUCAGGCCCCACCGUGGACAUGCCGGUUCCCUCCAGCUUCAACGACAUCGGCCAGGGCUGGCGGCUGCGGCAUUUUGUCAGCUGGUUGUGGUAUGAACGGGAGGUGACCCUGCUGGAGCGAUGGAUCCAGGACCUGCGCACAAGAGUGGUGCUGAGGAUUGGCAGUGCCCACUUCUAUGCCAUCGUGGACUGCUGUGGUCUCUGCUUCUAUACACGACACCCACCACCUACAUCGAUGACGUCACCGUCACCACCGGCAUGGAGCGAGACAGUGGUGAGGGCUUCUGGACUGGAUGGAGGACCUGAAGACGUGAGGUGGAGGCACAGGUAGAAGAGAAGAUUCUCACCAUCGCUGAUUCACACAAAAGCGUGCAACCGUGUGGUUCCCCAUGAUAUGAUUUCAUUGUGGUUUUCUGUCUGAAGAGUAUCCCAGUGUGUACAUGUGGAGCAGCUUCUUUAUCCCUUCAUCUGUGGAUAAGCAGGUAGGUUGACUGCUUAUAGUGGCUCUUGGGAACAGUGCUGGAAUCCCCAUGGGUGGGUAGAUCUAUCUUUGGUGUCCUGAUUUCAAUGGCUUUGAGCGUAUUCCUAGUAGUAGAAUUGCUGGUUGAAAUGGUAGUUGGAGUCUUUUAAGGUUUGGAGGAACCUCCAAGUGGUUUCUGUAGCGUGUGUACUAGUUUACCUUCUCACAAACUGUGGAGAAGAGUCUCUCUCUCUCUCUCUCUCUCUCUCUCUGUCUGUCUGUCUCUCUCUGGAAACACACACCAGCAUUUGCCUUUCUUUCAAUGUUUUUUGUCUUUUUUUGUAAGACUCAUUCCAGUUAGAAUGAGAUGGUAUCUAAGUGUGGUUUUGAUUUACAUUUUGCUUGUGGUGAGUGAUGUUUGCCAAGUUAAUGUGAACUUGUUUCAAUUUAAUGUGUAAGACUGGGCAAAGGACCUGAAGACCUGAGAUGGAUGCACAGGUAAAAGAUUCUGAAUCAACAUUAUUGAUCCUCACGAGAAGUCAAAACCACACUCAGAUAUCAUCUCACUCCGGUGAGAAUGAAUGUUACCAGAAUGGGAUAGCAAUUUCAUUGCCGUAGAGUAUGUGUGUAUAACCAGCUGCUGUAAGGGACAAUUUGAUCUAUGUAUAAGUGGCAUCAUAAUGAAGUUGCAGUGUCUAGCAUCUCUGUGAGCUCAGAGUUAUGAUUUCUCUGUGGAGAGAAUAUUCACAACUGACCUUUGUAGCUGUUUUGAAAAUUUUGGUUUUCUGUUCUUGCUUUUUGUUCAUAAUGGCCUACGGCUCUGUCCGUGUUUCUAGUAAGGGCAUGGAUUUGUUUUUUAUGGCUGUGUAGCAUUCCGUGGUGUGUAUAUACCACAUUUCCUUUCUCUGAUCCACUGCUGAUGGGCACCAAGGCCGAUUCCAUGUCUUUACCAUUGUGAGUAGUACUGCCAUGAACAGACGAGUGCAUGUGUGUUUUGGGUGGAAGGAUUUUCCUUUGGGUAGAUCCUUAGGAGUGGGGUUGCAGCGUGGGGUGGUAGUUCUCUUUUAAGUUCUUUGAGAAAUGUCCACACUACUCUCCAGGGGGUCUGAACUAGUUUGCAUUUCCCCCAACAGUGGACCUGCAUUUCUUUGCUCAUCUGCCCCUCCAGCCUCUGUUGUUGUGGACUGUGUGUCAUAAUUGCCAUUCUGACCAGUGUGAGAUGGUAUCUCCGUAUGUUUUUGAUUUGCAUUUCUCUGAUGAUCAGUGAGAUCGAGCAUGUUUUCAUGCUCAUUGGUUACUGGUACACCUCCUUUUAAGUGUGUGUUCAUGUCCCUUGCCCAUUUAUAAGUUGUUUUUUUUUUUUUUUUCUGGUUUUAUUUGUUUAAGGUCUUUACGAUAAAUCCUGGAUAUUAGAUGUUUUUCAGAUGCAUAGUUGGGGAAUAUUUUCCCUCAUUCUAUAGGCUGUCUGUUUACUCUGUUGGUAGUUUCUUGUACUGUGCAGCAGCUCUGUUGUGCAUUAGGUCUCACUUAUCAGUAAUUGUUUUUGUUGCCAUUGGUUUUGGGGACUUGACAUAUAAAUGCUUUGCCGAAGCCUCUGUCGAGAAGGGUAUUUACUAGAUCCUGUGCAGGAUUUUUUUAUAGUUUCAGGUCUUGGAUUUUUAUGUAUUUAUGUAUUUAUUUAGAGACCGAGUCUCACUCUGUCAUACAGGGUGGAAUGCAAUGGAGCGAUCUCGGCUCACUGCACCCUCCACCUUCCGGGUUCAAGUGAUUCUCCUGCCUCAGUCUCCCAAGUAGCUGGGAGUACAGGCACAUGCCACCAUGCCCGGCUAAGUUUUGCUUUUUUAGUAGAGACGGGAUUUCACCAUAUUGGCCAGGGUGGUCUUGAACUCCCCGACCACAAAUCAUCUGACCACUUCUGCCUCCCAGAGUGCUUGCAUUUCAGGCAUGAGCCACCGUGCUCAGCCUGGGAUUUUGCAUUUCAAUCUUUGAUUCAUUUUGAGUUGCUUUCUGUACAUGGUGAGACACAGGGGCCCAGUGUUAUUUCUUCUGCAUCCAGCUAGCCACUUAUCCCAGCACCACUUACUGGUAGGGAGUCCUUUCUCCAUCGCUUAUUUUUGUUGAUUUUUUUCAAGCAUCAGAUGGUUUCAGUUGUGCGGGUUUAUAUCUGGGUCUUCUAAUCUGUUCCACUGCUCUGUGGAACCAGGUCCCUAGCUUUUCAGUGAAAAUGCCAAGCCAUUACAUUGUCUAUGGAUGUUUUCUUAGAGUGUUUCCUUUGUUUUAAUGUUUUGUUUAUACCUUUAGCAGGCUGCGUGCAUGGAUUUCUUUUCUAAAAUACAUGCGCACCCUGUUUUCUUGUGGGAGUUUUGUGGUUUCAGAAUUGAGUUUUAGGUCUUUAAUGUAUUUUGCAUUGAUUUUUGUGUUGCGUGACAUAAGGGUCCUAUUUCAGUGUUUUGUAUGUGAAUAUUCAGUUUGCUCAAAAUCAUCUAUUAAACAGUCUCUUUUUCCCAUUGUGUCUUUUUGGUGUUCUUUUGAAAAAAUGUGUUCACUAUAUGUAAAUUGGGGUUGAGUAUUUGGUUUACUCAUUCUGUCCACUUUCUUAGUUUAUGCCAAUAAAGGAUUGUUUGGAUAAUUAUAAAAGCUUGUGUUUUUCAUUCAUUUUUUUAGCUUCUAAGUGUAUUUUUUAACAUAAUUUCUACGUUUAUUAUAGACUAAAGGGUACAAAGGCAGAUUAGUUACUGCCUUUGGUAUACUGCAUGCCACUGAGACUUGGGGUCCCAGGGACCUUAUCACGCAGGGAACAGGUGCACCCACCGGGUAGGUCUUUAGCACAUACCUUGUGCCUUCUUUUUCGUCUGAUAGUCACCAGUGUCUGCUGUUUUCCCUUUACGGUAGGGUGUAUUCAAUUUUAGCUCCACCUUGUAAGUGAGAACAUGUGUCAUUUGGUGUUCUGUUUUUUCCUUAUUUCUCUUUAGAUAAUGGCCUCCAGCUCCUUUCAUGGUGCUGCCAAGGACAUGAUUUCCUUCUUUUUUGUAAUGGCUGCCUAGUUUUUUGUGGUAUAUAUGUACUGCAUUUUCCUUUUCUGAUCCACUGUUGAUGGGUACCUAGGUUGAUUUCACGUGUUUGCCAUCGUAAAUAGUGCUGCCAAGACCGUUGGUGUGCAUGUGUGUUUUGGUCAGAAGGAUUCAUCUUCCUUUGUGUAUAUCCUAGUGGUGGGAUUGCUGGGUCAGAUGGUAGUUCUGGUUUAAGUUCUUUGAGCAGUCUCCGAAGUGCUUUCCAUGGUGUCUGAACUACUCUGCAUUUUCACCAAAAGUGGACCAGUGUCCCCUUUCUCUGCUGCCACACCAGUGACCUUUUUUUUUUUUUUAAACUGUGUAAUCGCCAUUCUGACCGGUGUGAGAUGAUAUCUCCUUGUACUUUUGAUGUAUAUUUCUCUGAUAGUUAAGUUGAGCAUAUUUUCAGAUUUGUUGGUUGCUUGUACGUCAUCUUUCAAGAAGUGUGUGUUCAUAUCCAUUGUCUAUUUAUUAGUUAUUUGGGGGGUUUUGCUAAUUGAUUUCUGUAAGGUCUUUAAGGUAGAUUCUAGAUAUUAGAACCUUGGUGAGGUGCAUAGUUUGGGAACAUUUUCUCUCAUGCUGUAUGUUGUCUGUCUACUCUGUUGGUAAUUUGUUGUGUUGUGCGGUGGCUCUUCAGUGUAUUAGGUCCCACAUGUUGAUUACUGCUUUUGUUGCAGUGUCAUGUGGGGUCUUAGGCAUGUAAAAUGCUUUGUCAAAGCUGAUAUAGGGUCUCUUAAAGGAUUUUUGUACUUUGAGGUCUUCCAUUUACAUCUUUCAUUCAUCUGAGUGAACUUUUGUACAUGGUGAGAAGUAGAGGCCUAGUGUUACUUACUCUUCUGCAUAUGGCUCGCCACUUACCCCAAGACUAUUGAAAAGGGAGUUCUUUCCCCGUUACUUAUCAUUGUGUAUUUCAUCCAAAAUCAGGUGGUAUGAGGUGUGUGGGUUUACUUCAGGUUCUCUUCCACUCAUCCAUGUGGAAGCAGGUCCCUAGAGUUUGAGUGAAAUUUCAAAUCAGAGAAUGUGAUGCAUCCAGUGUAGUUUGGAUUUCUCAGAAUUGCUUUGGAAAUGCAGGGCAUUUCCUGGUGUCACAUGAACUCCAGCAUUGUUUAUUUCUGUGUCCUUAAAACCAAUUUGCUCUGUAGUAAAGGUAUACAGUUAAAGAGUAGAGUGGGACAUUUUGAUCAUGCAUAUAUACCUUGUGUAAUGAGGAAAGCAAGGCAUUGACUCUCUCUGUUACCUUGUGUAGUUAUUAUUUAUUAGUUCUCUGUGGUUGCAAUAUGCAGAAUCCUUCUUUUCAGCCUUUUUUGGAAAAUAUGGUAGGAUACUGUUAACUCUAGACACCCUACUGUGGAGUAGAACAGCUGAAUUUAUUCCUGUCAUCUGAGUCUAACAUUGUAUCCAUUUCCCAGUUCCUGCCCGGACUCCCCAACCCCCCACCUCUCUUCACCACUGUGGAACUUUCUAGUUCUAGGAGAUAAAGUCGUUUAGAGAGAAAGUUGAUCUCAUUCUCACAUGCAUGAAAUCAUGCCGUGUUUGUCUGUCUCUGCCUGACUCAUUUUGUUGAAGGUCAUGUCCUCCAGGUUUCUGCACGUUGCUGCAGAUGACAUGAUUUCAUGAAUUUCUGUGGCCGAAGAGGAUUCCACUGCGUGCUGCAGUUUCUUUAUCCCUUUAUCUGUGCAUGAACAGGUAGGUGGAUUGGAUACCUUUGCUAUUGUGAGUAGUGCUUCAGUCACCAUAGGAAGGCCUAUAUCUCUUCAACAUAACAGAUUCCAUGCGCUUUCCGUAUAUAACCAGUGGUGGGAUUGCUAGGUGAACGGGUAGUUAUAAUGUGAAAUGUUUAAGGCACCUUCAACUGCUUCGCUUCAUGUGUCUAGUAAUGUACCUUCCCACGAAUAGUGUAUAAAAGUGUCUUUUUCUGCGUUUCUACGUUGGCCACUGCCUGUGAACGUAUGGGUUUUUUGUUGUUUUUGGUAAGUUUCAUUCUAAUUAGAGUGAGAGGUAUCUGAGUGUGGUUUGCACUUAGACAUUUGUGUGAGGAUUAGUGAAGUUGAGCAACUUCUCUUUGACCUGUCAGUCAAUUUUGUGUUUUCUCUUCAGAUGUGCCUGUUCAGGUUCUUUGCCCAGUUUUAGCUUGGGUAUUAGGUUUUGUUCAUUUUUCCAGUUAAGAGCAGUGUUAGUUUCUUGUACAUGUUAGAUAACAACCCCUUUCACAGAUGAUUCUGCUGAACUUUUUUCAAUCUGUAGGAUGCCUUCUUUAAUGGUUCAUUGUUUCUCUUCCCCAUGCGGAAGCUCUAAAAUGACGUUUAGUCCUAUGUGUUUGUAUUCACAUUUUUGUUUUCCAUCCAAAAAGAACAAAAAAUAAGAAAAAGUAUUGCCAAAUCAAUUGCAUGGUCAAAGGGUUUCUUGCCAUAAAUAAUUUUUGGUUUUCUUUUCUUUCUUUUUUGCAAACUGCGUGCAUAGAUACAAGUUUUGCCGAAAUAGAAACUCCCGCUUUUCUUAUAGGAGCUUUGCGGCUCCAGGAUUGGAUUUAGGUGUCUAUUUUGUGUUGAUUUGGGGGUAUUACAUGUUUCAGACCCUGAAACGUUGAUUUCUUUGGCUUGUUUUUGUCUGAUAUCCCACAGUGGGGGUUGUGUUCAAAUUAAGCUGUGGGACAUCCUUUAGAUACUGGGUUCAAACAGUUCUCACCUUCCUUGAUGUUCAUUUAGGGGAGAGGUGUCAGAAGGUCUGGGAAGAUCCACAGUGGAAAAAGUUUAUCUGUAUUUCGUGGAGACUGAUGGCCAGCUCCCUUCUGCCCAGGACUUCUGGAGAAGGCCAGCCCUACCACUUGCUUAAAUACCUCCCAUCUCCAGCCCUUCAGUAAAUAUUUAAGUGAUUUGUUAAAUAUUUAAACCUUAAGAAAGUUGAGUAAUCCAGUGGAACUUGAAUUUAACUAGAAUUUAAGUUUGAGAGUAGCUGGUCAGUAGAACAAAUGUGACAUACUAUGGGUGACAUAGAUUGGGUGACAUACUAUGGCUUUUAAGUUUGAGAGUAGCUGGUCAGUAGAACAAAUGUGACAUACUAUGGGUGACAUAGAUUGAGUGACAUACUAUGGCUUUUAAGUUUGAGAGUAGCUGGUCAGUAGAACAAAUGUGACAUACUAUGGGUGACAUAGAUUGAGUGACAUACUAUGGCUUUUAAGGGGUUUUGUUUUGUUCUGUUUGUUUUCUUAAACAGAGUUAACAAUAAUUUGAAUAAAGAAGGAAAACAUUAAA
This is a messenger RNA of Gorilla gorilla gorilla (western lowland gorilla), 7351 nucleotides long. RefSeq lists its product as uncharacterized. Gene Ontology annotation, molecular function: carbohydrate binding; beta-glucuronidase activity; signaling receptor binding. NCBI's taxonomy places the organism in Eukaryota, Metazoa, Chordata, Mammalia, Primates, Hominidae. The transcript is spliced from 6 exons. The record is from RefSeq and is a predicted model, not a curated record. The coding region runs from base 1 to 921 and encodes 306 amino acids.